GAAGUUAUGACGUUUCUUAUAGCCUGGGUUCAGUAAUGUCGCCAGUAUUUAAUAUAAGUUUUAUGAAAUGAAAUAAUCAAUCAUCUGAUGUGGAUGUGUCGCUUUGAUCCGAGGGUCCACUCAUUGGUGCUCCUGUGAAGGUAGGUCGCCUGUUCAUUGACGCCGGUGACGCUGUGCAGCUUUGAAAGCAUGUUUGAUGUUGUCUGCAGUCACAGAGAUGACAGUCAUGCUGCAGGUAAUCAGCUGUUUUUGCAUUAAUAUAUCUAUAUAUAUAUAACUAUAAAAGCUAUCUAUGUUUCCUGAGUUGAGUCCUAUUUAAAGCUUGCCUGAGUGCGAUACUUGUUCAUCAAAAUAAGUCUUUAGCAGUGUAAGUCAGUGCAGCAGCUCCAGUCACCUCUGCGAUUGAGCUGUUAUUUAAAUAAUAAUCAUCAGGUGUGUAUCAAUGUUUUAGAGAUAUUGUACACUGUAUCAUAUUUAAGGGAUGAUGCAUAUUAGGUUAUUAAACGAAAUGUAAUUUGGACUAGAUAUCUUUUUUUUUUUUUUAGAUGCCAAUUGCAACACCGAUAGCCUACUGUAAGAGCAGGUUAAUCGAUAUAUUAUUCAGAUGUCACACUGAUAUUUGCAUUUGACAAUAUACAACAAUUUGUUUAUAUUUUAAAAAUUAGGAAGAAACUAGCUAAACUUGAGUGAAUUCUUUCAUUAAGUAAAUGUGGACAGAAAAGUUUAAGUGAAGUUUUGUCAGAAGAGACUUUGUCAUUACUGUCCAGCUGUUUGAAAUUAUUGAUGAAGAAUGAAGUUAAUAUUUGGGUUAAAAUAAAAAGCAAAAAACGUCAAAUAAAGAUUGAUCAUUGCUUAUGGGAAAAAAAUGGGACUAAUGCUGAUAUAAUGCAGAUUCUGUCUCAGCAGACUGAUAAAUUGGUUCAUUUUUAAUUUUGGCAGGUUGACACGAAACCACAGCGCCAACCGGGAGAGUCUUGUUUCACUCUGAAAGGAUUGUUUUGCAUAACCACAGGCUAACUAUAAAAUAACAUUUGUAUUACUUAGCUACCAUUUAUAGUCAAGACCACCAAGUGGUGAUCUAAAAAUUAUUUUUACAUUUUUUUAAUGGUUAAUCACAACUUUAGAUAAAGGUCCUACAGAUUUGAUAGUCAUGAGAUCUUCCGUGGCAACACUGAUCUUAUUGGCCUACUCGUGGAUCAAAUUUACAUUAAAACAAUCCAACACAGCCCAAUAAUAAACAAGAAAGUCUAGGCAUAUUGUAUCAAAUUGCAUCAUAUUAUUUUGUUUCAGAUCUGAUUGUAUUAUAUCCCAUUGAAUUGUAUCAUAUCCUGUCACAUCACAGGCUACUUGGUAACCCUCGACCCGAGGUUUCACAUGAUAAGAAGUUAGAGAUCAUUUUCACUUAGGUUUCACAACAAAAAUUAGUGAUGUUGGUUCAGAUUUGAUUCUUCAUACAAUUGUAUUUGGCAAAGGUUUAGAUUUUUCUCAAAUGAAAAACCACAAGCAAAGUUUUUUUUAAAUUUUACUCACCCCCUAUUUCAACAUCUAUCUCUUUUUAACCCCUCUCCAGUGAUGAGUCCUGCUGUCAUGCCUCCAACCAUGACUCAGAUCAGUGAUCCAAAGAUUGCGUUUGCGUACCUGCGCCCGGCCUGUGUCCUGCUCACUCAGCAGCCCACAGUGGCCAACGUGGAGACACUGAGCACCCAGCUGAAAGAAGUCAAUGAUGCCACACUGCAGCAGCUCCAAGACUACGUCCUCUUCCCUCUCAGAUUUGUUCUUAAAGUUCCCGGACCAAAGAAAGAAAAACUGGUCCAGACUGUGGCUGAGACCAUCAGCUAUGUCCUUGAAAACACUUGUGUCCAGAACUGGGACACCCUUCAUGACCUCUUCUCAGAGCUUUGUCUCUGCCUGUGUUCCCCAACUGACCCUGGAAAACCUGCAGAUCUGUCAGAGGAGCUGCAGUCAGCUGUUCUGAGGUGCCUGGAAACACUGCUUCAUGCUGCGUAUGGUGACAUAGUCUUUAGACUCUUUGAGCCUGUUAUGCUGCCUGGACUGGGAGCUGCUGUAUCCCUGCUGCUGGCUUUAGCUCAGAAGUCCAAAUCAAGAGAGAUCCAGGUGUCAGCGCUGAAGUGCAUCCAGUCUUUGGCUCUGCAGUGUGACUGCAAACAGGAUCACAUUGUUCCAUCCUCAGAGGAGAGACGUGUUGUAGGCAGCUUCAUGGCAUCUUUCUUACCUGGGAUCACAGUGGCUGUGACUAAGAUCAUUACAGGAGAUCUGAGGCAAGGCCACACAGUUACAGUCAGGGCCAUUAAGGUACUGUACACCUGUGUUUGUUUGUAUUUUAUUGUGAAAUUAAUGGAGUAGAAGAGAGUUGUGCCUAAACAAGUUUACUAUUUAAUUUUUUAAUAGCUAUUAAUCAUACAGUUGGUCUCCAUAUUGUGUGUCUGUGCUUAUAAAAGUUUGUGCUAUGAUGUAGACCUGAUGUAACCAGCAUGAAAUAAGGUUUUUGACUCAUUUAACAGGUAAAAUGACACAUUCAAGGGCAAACAAGACCAGCAGCAACAAGAUUUUCAUCUUCUAUAUUGUAAUGUUAAUGCCAAUGCCAGGAAGGAGGUGUAAUGUGGGAAGAUUGAUAGCACAUUCAUUGAGGACAUGCCCUAUCUUUUUCUUUUUAGCAUCAAAUGUUUGAUUUGACUGUUUAAAGAAAACAGGAUGAGAUUUGUCAUAAAAAACUAGCUUUCCACUGCAGAGCCAUCUAUGUUUUUAAUGCAGUGCCACUUAAGGGCCCAAAGAUCACAGCCAUCCAGUACUAGUUUUUGGCCUGGUCCUUUUUGCACAGAAAUUUCUCCAAAUUCUUUGAACCUUUUGAUCAUAUUUUGUUAAAAUUUACAAAAUUUUUGUGAUUUUAUGCAGAGGAACUUUUUUUGUUUGAAGUUCUUCAAGUGUUUCCAGUCUCUCACAAAGAGGGGAACUUUCACUAUAUUGUCUUAACACAAAUUUUUAAUUGAAUAUUCAGUGUGAUUGACACACAAACCCUUCAAACCAUUUUUUUUCAGAACUUUACACAGUUUUCUCACUUUUUUGAACAGUCAUUUCUUUUUCCUGGUAUCAUUUCUCAGGUUUGGUCCACGACUGUGGGGCUUGUCAUGGAGGAUGCCCAGCUUCAGGCUCCUGAGCCCCAGAAAACCCAUCCAUCAGGCCUGGGAAGAAUUGCUCAGCUGGUGGUUCAUCGGACACAGGAGUGGGCGAAGAGCACAGCAGGAAAACUGUGUGUGCUGCUGAAGAAGAUCAUCGCCUGCACCUCAGCCCACCAGCACUGGAGGGUCAGACUGGAGAUGGUGGAGCUGGGGGACCACUUGCUGGACAGGUGUAGCCAGUCACUGAAAGAGUGUGUGGGACCCCUGCUGGAGGCGCUAGUGGGAGCAGUCAAUGAUGAGGAGCCCAGAGUCAGAGAGAGGUGAGGAGGGAAGAGGGUUUUGUCAGGAAUAAAUGAAAGUCUGGACUGCUUGAUGAAAAGGUGUCUGAAGAAAUCUCCUCUGCUGCAGGUGUGAGGUCGCUCUCAGCGCCGUGUCACAGAGGAAUCAGAGCGAUGAUAAAAGCAGCAGAGCUCAGACCUUCACUGAUGUGCUCUCAGAGAACCUCCACUCUAUGGCCACCUCGCUACCCAGACUGAUGAGGACCUCUGACGACCAGAAGAAGCUGUUUAUCCUCAAAGUGUUUCUGGGUUAUUUGAAACUGCUCGGACCGCUGGUCUCUAUGGUGCUAAACUCAGCUACACAUCUAGACAGGAUCUCCAAAGCAUUAAUGCAGGUACAACUUUUUUUUUUCCAGUGACACAAAUAAUAUUCUUUGUUACUUUUAAAAAUGGUUUCAUGUAGGGCUGUUUUGAAAUGAAUGAUAUGCCAGCUGUUUGAGACGGAAUUUAAAUUCAGACUAGGUAAAAAAAAAAGAGCGCAGAAAAAAGGUCAAACCUGAGCACAGUUUAUUAAACACAGCUAAACUGUCAGCUGUGCUUGUUUGUAUCCAGGUAGUCGAGCAUUUUAGCUUUGUGGCAGUCAUCAGCCAGAGCUAGUGGUCAGGGGUUACAGUUCAGAAACAACCAGCAGUUUUAGGCAUUUUAGGCUUUUAAUGACAGAAUAUGUGUUUAACGUAACAGCAAUUAUUCAUCUUCCUGGCAGAGGGUUUUUUUCUGUUCUUUCAUAUAAAUGUCUAUUUGUUAAUAUAUCGUCAAGGCUUUACAUUGAGCUAUCCGUUUCAUAACUAUUUAAUUCUAUACAGUGCUUGGCAUAAAUGAGUAAACCCCUUCAGAGUUGUCAAAAAAACUUGUAGCAUCCUUUCAAAAUUAUCCUUUUCUAUGUCAGACUACACAACAAAAUACUCUAUCAUAUUUAGGCCAUUAAUUGCAAACAAGAUUUUUUUAAGUUGCGUACAAAAAAGUAUUGUUUUCAAUUUAGAAUCAGGAUGCAAAAAUGAGUACACCCAAAUCAAAGUUCUGGGAGCAAAGCUAAAUUUUAGUUACCAUAUCACCUUUUAUUUUCAUCUUAAGGUGAAUAAAAUGUUAUGUUAAACUUAGCUUUGUCAAAACUUUGGAAACUGUACUUUUGCUUAUCUAGAUAAUGAGUAAUACAUUACUUUUAAUAGGGGGUGUACUGACUUAUGCUGGGCACUGCAUGAAUAUUAUUAUUUAUUCAUUACGAAUUUAUAAAGUUAGGUUAAUCCAACUGACAUUAUUGAUCUUUUUUUCAAGGGAGACACAUACAGUUGCAGACACAGACACACAGGGAGCCACAGUCAGAUUCACAAGCACUAAAAUGUGCUAACUAUCUAAGACUCAGCUGUGCAAUCCAGUAGUUUGAAAGCAACAUAAUUCUGGAGAAUCCACCCUAAAGUCUUUCAUUUUAGAUUAAAAAACAUUGGUUUCUUAAGUUUCAAUUGAUAAAAAACUCCAAUAAAUACUGUCCAGCACUUUCCUGUGUGAUAAAAACAGACAAUGUGGUAACAGGCCAAGAAUUGCCUCAUAAAUAAAGAUGUGCUAAUGUAUAAGCUUACAGGUUGCCAGACUUUACCAGUGGACUCAGGGGCACAACUUACAAAAUGAACAAGAGCUUUACAGUUUGUACUGAAGCUUGAGGACACACAGUACGCUGUAUCAGUCAUAUGAGGACACAGAGCAGUGUCUGGUCUGGCCUUCCUGUCACAUCCAGAGAUAGGAAACAAACCAAAUCGGGAUUAAAUAUGACCCAGCAUCUUCAAUUAAUCAUGGCAAUCAUCGCUUGGUAGAAAGUUUAGGAGUAACAAUUCAACUCAAAGCUCAAAAAGUUAAACAAUUCACUUCCCUGUACCUUUCUGUUCAGGUGCUAGAACUGGAUGUGAUGGAUGUUCGUAUUGUGGAGGAAAGAACUUAUACUGCCACCAUGGAGACAACUGCAGGCUCCCAUGAUUCAUAUACUGCUCACAGACAGAGGAAGCAUUUUCUCUACUUCACAGACGAGAAGAUCUUCUCUGUGCUCAUGGAAAUCUGUCAAACACUCGGUAUGAAUGCUGUAUAAAUAUAAAAAUCUGUGUCAUAUUGAUUUCUAGUAUUAUUCACAAGGACUAUAAGAAAGUCUUAAAUAGUGAAGUUAGGCUGUCUCAGAGUUUUAGGCCUUUAUAUUGUACAGUCUGACAGCUUUCCUCCUCAAAUACACAAUAUGCAACUUUUUCCUUUCCUGUCGUCAGGUUACUAUGGAAACCUCUACCUGCUGACGGAUCACUUCCUGGAUCUGUACCAACAGUCUUCAUCAUACAGAAAGCAGGCAGCCAUGGUGCUCAGUGAGAUUGUCAGAGGUGCUGCAGGCAUUGGCGUGGUAACGCAGGGUCAGGGUCUGGAGAGUCAAGUUCAGGGACACCCAACCACCCCGGAAGACCUUAGGGAGGCAGUAGUGUUAGUCAUGGAGGAGUUCACAAGUCUGAAGAACUGGCACUUGAUAACUGUGAGUGAAGACACUGACAGAGACCGACAGGACCAGCAGGUGAGGAAAAAUUCAGUUCUGCAGAUUUCAUAUUUUGACAUGAAUAGGGACACUGUUUCGGCCACAGUUCAUGUGGCAAAACCUUUUCAAGGAUUCGUUAAACAUUUUGGAAAAUAUUUAUUUUUAUCCCAUCAAGUCAAAGCUUGACAAUACUUAAAGAAUAUAAAACUUCAUAUUGAGAUUAAUUUUGUAAAGUCACCUUUUUUUAGCAGGAAUAUUCCCCUGAGCCACUGAAUCUCUUAAGUCUCUUUUCUAAUAAUAUAAGGUUUAUUGGCAUUUUGAACCAGCCUUAAAUUGCAGAGCUUUUUCUGGACAGUAUAAAAGCAGCUUAUAGGAAAUAAAUUACUCUCAAGAGGGAAGAUUAUCAAAUAUAUUGAAGUGUAUUCUCAUCAUGAAAUUGAAACUUUACAUCAGUAACAUGAUAACAUCAAUUAUGUUGUAGAUAUGAAAUAAGAUAGGACCAUAGACUAUAUAUUCUGUGGACAACUUGGUUCUGCCUUCUGCCAGUAUAAUGGAUUUGAAGCCAAAAAGCUCUUGGUAUUUCCGGGCUUUUUAAACACUCCACCACUUGCGCAAUAGCGUUGUGCGCAUUCGAUGGGAGAGUCACAGAGAGUCGCUGUGAUGACGCUCGGCUCAAACAGCGUAUCCCCCUGAUAAGAUAGGCAAUCUUCGUAAGCCUUUAGGCUGUUUCCAGUGUCAAUCAUAGAAAACAUGAACCCCCUAAUAACUUUUGAAAAUGGAGCUGUACAGAAAAAAGAGGUCUUGAGCACAAACCAGUCUUACAGUAACUACAUGUCAACAUCACAAGCAGGAGGGAGAAUAGUGUAUAUUCUGUAAUUAAUUUCUAAAGUUUGUCCACAGCUCCAUAUGGAUUGCUGGCGGAGGCGGGAUUUAUGACCUAUACUGCAGCCCGUCACCAUAGGGUGCUGUUCUCGGGGUGGCCUCACCCAGUGAGGAGGCCGACACCGUCCAUUCUAUAUACAGUCUAUGGAUAGAACCCAAUAUGGACCCUUGUGGAUCACCUUUUUUGAUACUAGAUGCAAUGAGCGAUUCUAAGCAAAAAGAUCAGAAACACCUCUGUUCAGAUUUAAAAGAAACAUUAAAUAAAAAAACAAGUGUAGAUUUUGCUCUUUCUGGAGUGUCUGCUUGUUGUCAUGACAACAACAAGGCUGCACAAAGUCCAACAAGUCUCUGUAGGUGGAUGUUUUUAUUUAUGAACAAAGACAGGUAACCAGUUUCCCCCUGUCUCCAGUCUAACUGGUAACUUAAGCUCACUUUAGCUUCAGUUUAAACGUACAGACUUCAGAGAGGGCCAGCCGCUCCGAUUCCAUUAAGCAAAUAAGUGCCUUCCCCAAAGUGCUAAACUGCAUUUUAAUGUUGUUUGAUGGUUGAAGACGCGAUUGGGGCGUUAAUGGGCUAUGACUAUUGCAUCAUCAUUAGCUAAAUUUGCUGAGCGGUAAACUCUGUGGUGAUGGUAGUCAUGUGUAAAAGAUGAUCCCUCUGUGAUACUCUGAAUGACGAAUCGAUGCUCAGCGUUUCUCAAGACUGAAACUGCUUUGGAGCUCUAAGUACCUUCUCCAAACUUUCAUGACUGGGUCUUUGAGCAGAUAAAUUCAUAACAGAGCUGCUAUUCAACACUGAAAGUUUUUGCAGCCCUGUGUGGGUUUGUACAUUAGCUUCUCUUAGAAAAGUAAGGAGUUGAAGACAGAAAUGUAGACUUGUUAAACUGUGGAGGCUGCUGUCGGUUUUAUACAAGAAUUUGCAACCAACAUUGUUUCCAAUCUGUGUUUUCUUGCUUCAAUAUUUAUCCUCACAUUCACUUGAAUUUGCUACAUUUUUAAGGGUUCACCACCAACAUGUAUCAGCCAGUAAGAUCAUUUGAAGAGGACAGUGGUGUGUCCCUAGCCUGGAAUAGAUUUUUAUGUCUAUAAAAUAAAAUGAUGAACUGUGAAUGAUCAACUGUAUAAUGUAUGGUCAUUUCUUGUCUCUCUGUAGCUUCUCAGCCCACCCAGACUCCUCUCCAUAUCCAGCACUGAUGUCAGCAACACCAACACAAACUGUCUCCAAGUGAUAUCCUCCUCAUUUAACUCCCCGUCUACCUCAGCACCUUCCUCCACCAUCCACCAGCUCAACAGCAACAUCUGGCAGCUGUGCAUCCAGCUGGAGGGCAUCGCCUGCUUCGCCCAGGCUCUGGGACGUGACUUUCGUUCCUUGUUGAUGACAUCACUGUACCCUGUGCUGGAGAAAGCCGGGGAGGAGACGCUGCUGGUCAGCCAAGCGGCGCUGGGCUCCAUGUGGGACAUCAGUAAAGCCUGUGGGUAUUCCUCGCUGAAGGAGCUGAUCAAUGAGAACUCAGACUACCUGCUUAAUGACAUUUCACUGAACCUGCAGAGACUCAGCCAGCAUCCACAGGUAAACUCAGCAAAGCAAACACACUGUAAAGCACAGUAAUGGGGGAACUAUGGAAAGAAAACGGGUGGGAACAUUUUUAAAGGUUAAUUUAAUAAAAAAAGCUGUGUAAAGGGGGAAGAAUCUUGUUAUUUGUGGCAGUGUGAUCUUUAAAAACAGGAAAUGCAGCAACAAAUAGUGUAGAUAAUAUCUAAAUCCUUUUCUGACUAACUUGUCGUCUCCCAGGUUCUGUGAUCUUUAAUAUAGAGCUGUGACUGACCCUCAGUCCACUCUAAAAAGAUUUAAUUUAUGUGAUAGAAUUGCAGUGCCAACUAGAAUCACUAGAUGGAGACUCCUUUCUGUACUGUUGUGAGACUCCAUGUUCAGUUUCUACUUUCAACACAGACUGUGGUUCUGACUGUGAGAGGACUCUGUAGUUUUAUUUUUGUCUAUGAUUUGCUGCUCACGUAUGAGCGCUGUGGAAACCUGCUUUUGGAUGGUCACUAAGUUGUACACAGUGUUUGGGAUAGUUGCAUUUACUUUAAUAGUGCUAAUUUUGUCCACUGAAUUUUUAUAAAUUAUGGUGUGUACUGCCAAACUCAUGGCUAGGUCACCCUUCAGGACUUAAAAAAUAUCCCUUUAAGCUAUAUUUGCAACAGGCAUAAAAUGUGAAAUUGACUUGUGAUUAUUGGCAAGUUAACCCUGGACAACUAUACCAUUUUAAUCAUGUUUAAAAAACAUAAUUAUUUGACCUCCCUAUUGAGUCAGGCAAGUCUGGCAAGUUUAUUUAUCCAGCACCUAUACAGAGUCAAAAACAAAAGAAUAAUGACAUUUAAGGAAAGUUAACAUUGAGCAAACAUAAGCAACAAAAUGAAGAAUAAACUAAAAUGUAAGAAAAAGAAGAAAGAAAGAAAAUCAUCAGGCAGAAACAAGAAAUCUAAGCUUUGAAAACCAUUUAAAAAUCCCAAAACUGGAUAAUUUCUGGUACAUAAUUUACUCCACAUGCCUUUGAAUGUUACACUCAUCUUUGAUAUUCAUAUUCAUCUGUUAGUGGAUUUUGCUGAUUAUCUUGAAGUUAUGCCAAAAAAUCUAGAAUCAAACUCAUAAACAUAUCUAAAAUUUGUCAUAUUAUAAUCUGGGAUAUCAUAUAUAGUUUGACCCCAGACCUGUUUUGCCAAAGUAUUGUGUGACCAUCUUCUUACAGAGUGAUUUAAAUAGAACUGUUUGGGAUGAUAUCAGGUCAUUGCAAGUCAAACAGCUGCGGUUGAUGUGAGGUCAGGGGUCCUGAUUAGUAUAAGUCUGAUUUUGUCCAAAGUCACGGGAUUUAUCACUUCAGAGUGCUCCACUGUGGUCUAUCAUCCACACAGUAACCCUGUGAGUGGCUUCCCCUGCCUCUGAACAUGUAUUUGAACUUACUCCUGUCUCGUUGUUCAGGCUCCGCGGGUGUUGACGGUGAUGUUGACUCACUCUGACUGCAGCCUGCUGCCUCUGGUCGGAGACAUCAUUCAGGAUGUGCUGAUGGCUCUGGAUCUCAGCUACGACCAAACAGCGGCUCUUUUCUGCUCUGUGCUGCAUGCGCUCAUGAAGGCGCUGGGUGAGGUUUCAAAAGUGACUUACUAACAUUUGUCAAAUUAAAGAACUAUAGGUGACAAUUUUGUUGUAAUAGUUCUUUGCCAGUAUGAACUUCUAUACUGUAUUAAAUGUGCUCAUUUCAUCAUAAAUUUUGCAUUUAAUGCAUUUAUAUUGAAACCAUUAAUAAGUAAAUUAAUGACAUUUGAAAAAGUAAUUUUUUUCAACCUUGUGAGACUAUUUAUCCUGGUUUAGAUGACCUUUUUAGAUAUAAUAGCAACAGGUAGUUAGAAAAAACAAUUGUUUGAAUAAGAAGUGACCAUUAAAAUGAUACCACAUUAGUGUGAUUAUGUGGUAAUAAAAAGUCCAUAUAAAAGUCUGAAAAAAUAGGAUUAAUAUACAAAUAAUUGAGACAAAAAUCGAAGAUGUUUGUCAUUUGGAGCCCCAAAUCCAGCUGUGUCCCUGACUUCACCUCCUGUUUUUCUGUCUCCUUUAGCGAGAUGGUUUCCCUCCAAUCGUAGUAAAACAAGGGAGUCUGCCAGAACCAAGCAGAGCUCAAGUCGAGAGGAAAUCCUGGAUAUCCGCCAGUUCAUGCUGGAUUACAACAAACAGAAAGAGCUGGCAGAAGGCAUAGGAAUCGAGGAAGACGUAACCAUCGAAGAUCUAGGUCACACAGACUUUCCAUACAAUGAAACAGACUUUUGCUGAUAAUAAAUGCAGAAUAAAUACAACAAUAAUCUAAUUACUGAAGAGAAGAUCGGGUUCUUCUAAAUCAAUCAUUUAUCUCUUAUUUCUCUAUCACUGCAGAAGUCCCUCCCCCCACAGAGUGUGAGGACAUCGAUGAUACUGUUAGUCCUGAUGUGAAACCAGAGCUUCCUCUUCAUCUCAGCAUCACAAAAGACGUGAUGGAGCGCUGCAUUCACCUGCUGUCUGACCCCAGCCUGAGGGUCAGGCUGAAGGUACUGUCUGCUGUAAAAAAGCUUUGAUGGAGAUAAUUCUGGUUUGUCCUUUCAUGGUCGUAUGCAAACUUUUUUUUGAAUGUGAAUACUCAGAGCUCCAGUGAGGAACUUUCAGUUUUUGUCAAUUUUGGUGUCGAAUCGUGUGCCUGUUUAUGCCCCAUGGAUGUACUGAUAGAGGCCCAAACCACCUAAAAGCCCCCCUAAGUGUCUGUGCCCACUUUUAGAACCUCUGUAAAGUAAGAAAAGUUAAAUUCUUUGCAGCCAGUUCCAGCAAAACAGCAGUCACAGUGGUUAUUUUAUAUCAUGUACCUAGAACUUCCACAAGCCCCACUAUGAUCUCUCAGUUCCUCUGAAUCAGGUUUCAUGGCUGCAUUGAAAAUUCUGCUUCAAGAUGUCCACUGUACUCCGGUAAUGGCUCUAUAACCUGGGAACAGUCUCCUCUCAGUUAAAUUUGAAGAAGCUGUUUAAAACUCACUUUUAUCUCGCAUACUUUGUCCUUGAAAGUUUCAUUUCUGCGGUCCUAGUUAUUAUUAUCAUUUCCUUUUUAAUUGGUGUCACAGAGCAGUAUCCUGUAACCUUGGCGUUAAAAAGUUCUUUGCAGACAAUGCUAGAUAAAAAUCUGUAUGCAAAAGAAAUAUAUUUCAGUUGGACUUUGUGACUUUGUCCUCAGGUUUUGGACGUGUUGGAGCUGUGUGUGAGUGUGCUGAGUGAGAAGGAAAAUGAGCUGCUGCCCAUGGCUCAUCGCUGCUGGCCACCCUUCUUGCAGAGACUCAUAGCUGAUGACCCUUUGGCAGUCCUCAGAGCCUUCAGGGUAAGUUACAAUCCACACCUUAGGAACAAGGUUUCCUGAAAGUGCUGCACGGUGAAAUAAAAAGAGAACAAAAAAAAAGAACACUGUAAAAUAUCAAGUAUGAAAGUUAAUAAAACCUAGAGAAACCACACAACCGUUGUGCUUGAUUUAAAGCCAAGGAAUAAAAAAAAGUUUGAAGAGGUGAUUUAUAAGUUGGUGCAGUUGAAAAAAAAGCCAGAUCACCCCUGGUUUUCAGCCUGCACUAAGGGACCAGUGAAAUCAGCUGAUUGGUAGACCCCUAAGAGUGGUACGCCCAAGAACUAAAUGUGAAAGACUUUUGACUCGUCAUUCCCCUCUCUUGACACUCUCACAUAAUCUCUCCGGUGCUUCUGGCCUCUCCCUGUAAAUACUAUGAAAUGUGACUUUUUAAAGUAGAAUGAGUGCUUAUUAAGUCAGAGUUGUUGAGCAACUCUCGCCACUUUCUCAUCUGUAUUAUUUGUAAGGGUGUGUGUGUCACUAUGCGAUAUAAUAAUGUUAGUUUCAUCACCAAACUAAACUAAGAAAGAACAUUUUCAUUUUAAUUGAUAAGAAAGAAGUGACUGUGGUCCUAAUACAGAUCCUUGUGGUACACCACAUAUCAGCUAAACAAUGCUUGAGAACAACACACUGUUCUCUCUUACCUGUAAUCCACUAUUUAAGUGUGUCCUUGAAAACCAUAUGCAAACUGAAUAUUAUGAUUGGCUGUGGAUAAGUCUGAAAAAAGGCUAAGUGCACAAUCAUUAAUUCAUCUACAAGCUGUGAAAGUGCCAUGAAAGAAAAAGAAGAAAAAAAACAAAACAUUAUUUUUCUGUAAAUGUGUUACUUUUCUAGUAUUAAUUAGCUUCUGAAGAGUUUUUGAGUGACUUUAAGGGUUUUUUAAAUUUUGAAUUUGAAUUUUUAUUUCAUUCAUUGAUUAAAAUCAAAACAAUACCAAUGAAUAGUGUACACAAACAUCCCUAAAUAUGAAUGAAAGGGAGCAGAAAGAAGAGUAAUCUUACAUAGAUACAGUAGUUACACAAAUGUUUCAGGGAGCUCGUUUUAUAACUUUUCAUAAGUGGGUAAACAUCAUCUGUGUUCAGGCAAAAGAAAACACUGUGUUGUUUUCCUUUUUUUUAAUCAAUCCUACAGGUAGGCAUGAAAAUUUUGGCCCUAGAUUAGAGCCUUGAGGGGUGCCAAAUGGCAGAGUGACAGACGAUGAGACAGAAUCCCUGAGUCUGACUAAACAUCUCUCUGACAGAUACAGAGCCUUGAACCACUUAAAGGCUGACUCUUUUAAACCCACACAGUGCUCAAGGUGAGAGAUAAGAGUGUCGGCUAGAGUUUAAUCUAAAAGCAUCAAAAGGACAAAAGUUGAGCAUUUCGUUUAACUCUUGAGUUAAUCUUUUAACGUGACUUGCGUGAACAUCUAUUGUCUGAUUUUGUUAAAAAGUACACCAAAUUUUUAGAUCACCGUUUCAUGUUUAAAUUUUAUAAGAUCAUCAUGGUUUGUUGUUAUGUUCAGAAGCUGGACAGGUUAGGAUACAUUUUUGACUAAAACGACACUUCCGCUGUAUAAAUUAUAUGUAAGUCACUACUGGGAGUCUAUUUCAUAGUUUGUAAUCCAGUGAAACAUUUUUCCUCCAGAACAUUUCCAGCCAACAAAACCAGAAACACCGAAGUUUUCCGAGAGUACUUCUCCCCAAGCUGGCUUUUCAGAUCUGUUUUAAAGGAUGAUAACAGCUUUCUGCUUUGUUCCCCAGUGAAUGAAGAUCACACUCAGUUCUCAGAGAACAUGUGUCAUUUUAUUCUUUGUCACUCUUUAUCAGUGUACCUGUCAGAACCUGUCGUAUUUGAGCUCUUUCAGAGAUCUUUUGACACAUUUUCCCUGAUAAAGUGACAAAAUCAGACACGGGUAUCUGUCAUUCAUCAGCAAUCUGCGCUUUCACCGAUAAUAAUAGAGCAGGUUCUACGUCUGUCGAAUUGUUAUGAAUAUUGUGUAUCACUCAUAAAAUAAAACGAGCUGUCCUCACAUUAAAUGAAGAGUCUUUCUACCAGGUGCUGUGUACUCUGGGUGAAACAUGCGGUGAUUUCCUGAGGAUGAGGGUCUCCAAAGAGGUUCUUCCCAAACUGAGCUCCUCGCUGGUACGGCAGGCUCCGAUAAGUGCCAAAGCCGGACCCGUCUACUCACACACCCUGGCUUACAAACUGCAGCUGGCUGUCCUGCAGGGACUGGGCUCACUGUGCCAGAGACUGGACCUGGGUAAGAGAAGAAUGGAUUUCGUCCUAGGCUGCAUUUUCCACUUAGUGCUGCAAAUUAGUGACCUUAAAUGCUCUGGAUGUGAUUUUUGGUCACUUUCCAGGCCUAGUGGUACCAAAGCUUGCCACCUUAUAGUUAAAACAAAACUUAAGUUGCUAAUAUACAGAUUUCUAUGUAAUUAUUACCAUGUGCAUUCUUAGAUCAGUGAGUGAUGCCAACUAACCUGCUUUUAUCUACUCUCCACUCCAAGAAAAUAAAAAACAUGAAGGUUUUAGUAGUACAACCUAGGAGGAGAUUAAAACGAUUACUGAAUUACUGACACAUAUUGAGUUGGAUGCAAGACUAUAAAACAGUGAUCACUGCAAAACUAAACAACACAAACAAAAACAAACAGAAGCUUUCAAUGGGGAAAUUGAGGUCUGUAAGUAAGUAAGUAAACUUUAUUUAUAUAGCACCUUUCACAGACAAAAAGUCACAAAGUGCUUCACAUAAACAAAAAGUUAAAAUGUACAUACAAAUUUAAAAGGCCAAGACAACAACAUUAACAAUCAUAGCAGCCCCAAAACAACUAAACAUAAGCCUGAGCAAAUAAAACACAAAGUCAACAUCAUAGAGUAGCACAAUCAGUGACUUGCAUUUUCAGGACUGGAAGGCAUUGACAGCUCAGAGGAGACCACCUCAUUUAGCCGACACAAAACCCGAGAGUAUCAGCACCUGCAGGGUGGGGACAUUUCAAUUGAAAAGAGACUGAAUUGAAAGAAAAAGACUGAAUUGAAAAUUAAUCACAAGACCAAACUAAAUCUUAAAAUCAGAUCACUGUUAGAGCAGUAUCUGAUCAUACACAUUUCCAUCAGUCAUACUGCACACAAGAUGCUCUUUCAUGGCUUUUUUUCUGUGCCUUUUUUCUGUAUGAGUCUAAAUAAGUCAGCUAGUCUUGACUUCACAGCCUUGAUACCCGUUCAAUCUGCUCAGGGUGUUAUUCUUUUAAAAAGCAGCUCUAUUUUAGCUGACUCCAUCCUAAAAUAAAAGGCAGUUUAGGCCAGAAUUCAACAGGAUAAAGACAUCUUGAUGCCCUCCAUCACCCUAGGAGAAAAAUUGAACCCUUUCACCACUAGAUGGCACUCUGGUAUAAGAGUGAAAAUCAGGAGCGAAUCGUCAAGCAGAAGUUAGUUUUCUUAAUUCUUUCGGGGUUUUUUUGGAGCGAAGACACAAACACACAACAGAAUUAUGAAAAAAAAUCAAGAUGUGGAGCAGCUGUUUUUAUUCCCUUGGUAAAUGAGGAAUGUUUAUUUACCUGCAACCCAAACAAAAGCACAUCUAAUGCAUAACAGCGAAACAAUUAGCCAUGCCAGUUCUGCUCUUGCAUAAAAUCGCACAAUGCUCAGUGGAAUUUCAAUGUGGCCUUGCUUCUAUUUAACACACUUUAAAGAUGACUUUGAACAUACCACACAAUUACAGCAGUCAGCCAACCAGUGUGAUGCCACUGAAUGAUUAAAUGCUCCUGCAAAAAAAAACAAAAAAAAAACAAACACACACAACAAAAAAAAAACACUGCAACAACUGUUCUCAUUCAAGCUCCAUUUCACCACAAACAAGCAAGAAACGCUGUUAAAUCUGCACAGGAAUCAGGACAACAGAGCAUGUGCCUAAAAAUCUGGAGAUGUUCAUUCAAAGUAGCCUGGAAACUCGGCCCCAGUGUGUAACCAGUGAUGAAAAUAUAAGGUACCUGUCAAAUCAUUGUUUUAUCUAACACUGUGACAUCUCUGUUGUAGCCAUACUUGGUUUAAAUUGCCACAGCUUUCCAAAAAGACUAAAAACACGCUGCGUUUUACUAAAGCUUUAGUCUCCUUGCGCAGGGAAAGGUUUCUUUUCACCCUCAUGUGCGGGUGUUAUUAGUGCGUAUUUAAAUGUCUAAGUGGCUUUCAGACUACUUGAUAAAAGAGGCUGCUUAUAUCAUUGUAAAAUUUGGUGAUUGCAAUCAGUGAUCAAAUUACAGGGAAAAUAGUCUUAAAACGAAGAAAGUAGCAAUCACAAUCACUUCUUCCUCCCACAGUAGGUAUAAAAGAGCUGCUGGAAAGGUUAAAGCAGUGAUAAAUCAGUGCACAGGGGUUUUAUAAAGCUCUAUUCAAAUGGCUUAUUUUAUUCUUUCACUUUCAUUUAGUAACUCAAAAUAUCUGCUUUAUCUGAUUUUGGUGUUUGACACAAGUGAUAUGUUUCUGUCCAACACUGGAAAGACCUGGAGCUUCAAUGUGAAUGGCAGCAUCUCUGUGAGGAACAUGUGGUUAUGUGACCCUCGCACACACACACUGCACCCAGCUGCUGAGGCUCAUCAUGGAGGGUGAAGAGUUUUUUGCUGCUGACACCAUGUGUCACAGAGGUAGCAGGGUUUUCUGCAGGCCAACUGCAGCUGCCAACCUUACAGGGACAGGAGGGUAUGAAGAGGUAAAAUGUAGGAAUGGAUUUGGAGGGAAAGGGAAAAAAGCCAGAUGCCAAUAAAUUAAUGCAGCCAUUCCAAUUUUUUCCCGGUAAUUUCUAGAUUUUGGGUAAACUUUGGUAUCAUGACAGCCCUUCUCCAGAUUGCAUAAUGGCAUGAGAGGCAAAGAGUAAAUACACACCAGGAUCUUCACACACACAGUGCUGUUCUGCCCUGCCUGCUCCAACACUACAUAUCACCACUGUCCCCCACUCUCUACUUCUGCCCCUGUUACAACCUCUAGAGCAGGACGUCUUUGUCUGAAGACCAGGGGGAAGCGGAAAUCCUUGAAAUGUCAGCAUGUCAUAGCCAUUUGUUAAUCUUUGGUUUAAGACGUACCAAAUAUAGAUCCUGAAGAACUCAGAUUUCUUCAGGAUGAAUCACAUUGGGAUGGCAGUUUGUGGGUCAUUUGUCUGUUUACUUAUUGUGCUACUAAAGGUCCAUUGAUCUCCCUCCCUGAAGAGAUACGCCUCGCAGAAUCGGUUAACAUGUGAUGUUGUUGCAUUUAUCAUCUUUUUUUUUGCUAUGAACACGUCUUAUUUCUUAUCAUUUCUUUAUUUCUAUGUUUUUUCCUCAAAUUAGUUUCAUUAUUUGCUCGUUCUGUUGAUUUGUUGAUGUCCUGGCUUCUGUUAUUGCCUUUAAGCAUCUGUUCUGAUUUGUCCUUACUGCUUUAUCUCUAAAUGUUUUAUCAACACUAAUGUUUUUCUUUCUCUCUUUAUUGCAUUAACUCAGCCUCUCACUGUUGACUUUUUUUUCUGCUGCUUUAUACCUCCUUUAAUUGUUUUAGAUCCUCAAUCUUGUUUCCUUUCUUUUGUAUUAUCUAAUCAUUCUACUUCUUUGGUCCUUUAGUCUCCGUUCUGUUCUCCUUCUUUGUGCUUAAAGCUGUUGUGUUCAGUAGUAUACAGCUGUGGAGGAUGUGUGGUUCAGGGUUUAUAGUAGGAGUGAACAGGUUUGCUUUAACAAGGAGGUGACCCUUUAGCCAUGAGGAAGAGGGGAUUUUUUUUUUGCUGUAACACUCUGGUAUUAGAGGCAGAGGACAAUCUCAGGUAUAAAUGCUCACCAGGGCAGUCCACAAUUGUCAGGAGUCAGCUUUUACUCCACAAUCACAGACGCUGUAGUGCUUGUCGGUUAGAGUUUAGUGCUUUCACUUUUGAGCUUUGAAAUGCGGAGCAAAGAAAAGGUGAGAGAAGCCAUCGUGUGUGCAGCGGCAGAGAAACCAUCUGUGCCCGUCUCGUAACAAAAGUGGCAUAUGGUGUUUGAUCAGCUGAGGUCAGAUCAUACUGUAUGUCUCUCUGGUGCAAAAUUGUACACAUGAACCACCUCAGUACGACAGUACAGUCACAGUUUCAGAACUUAACAGUUUUUUUCUAACCCAUUUUGUAGAAGUAUUUCCAAACUACGCUGUCUGAUUUUGUACUUUUGAAGGGCUGCAUAUUUCUCUCUGGGUAUUAUCUUUUUAAUUAUAACAAUCUCAGGAUAUCUGCACUUUCAAAGACUAUCAAACUGCUCUGUCUGGCAUCACUAAUUACUCCGCAGUCAAAGUCACAUCAGUCACAUUUUUCUUCUUUCUUUCAAUUUUUAUUUUUUUUUUUGUUAUUUCAUAUUUUUUUUAAUUGUUUCAUGCUUCCACUUCAGGGUACAUAACCUUUUUUUCAAACAGUACAAUAACGUAACGUAACAUAACAUAACAUAACAUAACAUAACAUAUCACAGUUUUUUUGUUUUACAGUUUUUAUAUUGAUUUUUUUUUUUUUUUUUCAAAUUUGAGAAUAAUGAUUAAAAACUGAUUUACAUGUGAUGUGUAUUUUUAGGGGAAAUAUGGUUCCUGGACUAAUCAGCAGACAGUCAUAAUCAUUCAACUUUUUCACUGGUGUUAAAAAUGCAGACUAAAAAUCGAGAAAAUCAACAAUAUCAUAGAAUCGCAAUUUAAAAUCGAAUUGGCAUCCAAAUAAUCAUAGAAUCGGGAGAAAAGCAUAUCGUCCCAACCCUAAUAAUUUAUCACAAUCUGCAUUCUUCCAUGGUGGUGCCAUACUAACAUGAAACCCUUAUACAUUUGUACACCAACAAAAAACAAAUACACAGUAAGCAGUUACAACAUAUAGAUCCAUAUACCACUCAUGCAGUCUCAUAUCCAUCUCAUUAAAUUGUUUCACCUUGUUGUUGUCAUCGGCUAGUGUCUCUUCUAUUGUCAAGUAUUAUCUCAUCAAUCCUUUCCAAGUAUAUGGAGAGGGAGUCUAUGUUUUUUUUAAAACAAAUUAUCUAUGUUUUGAUCUUAACAAAAAUGAAACCUCUUGCCUGUAUCUGACUAACUGCUGCUUCAUUAAUUUGCUUUGACCCCUGUGCAGUGGCCUUAGUGUGCUUUGGUUGUUAUGAUCUCGUAAAUUCUCAAAUGCAAAAGUAUGUACUCAAAAGAGAGGCAUUUUUAAUGUAUGUACAGUGUUGUGGUGAAAGUCAGGCUUUGUAUCUAGCUGUGAGAUUUCUGUGUCUGUUCUGGUGGGGAAAUUUAAGCUGUUUGAAAUUCAAGGACAUUAUUCUCCAGAUUUUCUACACGACUACACGCCUGUGUAUCAACACUUUCUUCUCUACGAGGCAGCUUUUUAUUCAGGGUGGAAAACACUCAGCGUUUGUGAACACAGCUUUGUCCGGACAGAUAACUACCUCUUUGUUGAGUUGGAGACAGCUGCAGCUCAACAGUUUUUCACUGGGAUAAUCACUAUACUCUCUGCAGUCUCUUCACAUGUUUUCCUGUUCGUAACCAUACAUAGAGAAGGAUUCGAUUCAGGUCAAAAUGGAGAACCCUCGAGGUGUACUUGAGGUGGAGAAAAAGACAGAUUACUCUGAUUUUCACCUUUCAUUGUGCCCGUCUGGCACAGUAAAUCUGUUUGAUUUUAAGCUCAAGAAAACACCUUAUUUAUCUUCCAAAUCCAGCUUAUUCUGGCCUUACCGGGAUCUGCACAAACUCCUUUCAUACUUAGAAAAUAAAGGGAAAAAUUCAUGCUCCUCACAUGUUUCCAAGCGCCAGGUGCACUGCCUUUUGCAUCAUUUUCAGGUUAGCUUUAGAAUAAAAAAAAAGAUUAAGCAUACUUAGUAUGUUUAAGUGAUGAAGACAAAGUGCUUGUGUAUCAAACAGAAUGAGGUUAUCUAGUUCAGCUGGUAGCAAAAAACUGCUUCCAACCGUUGCAUGACCACUGGAGACUACAAAAAAGCAGCUGCAGCAGCAACAUCACUUCCUCCGAUGUUUUAUUUACAAGCCUCAUAUGACUGAAGUGUAACCAAGAAGAAAGUCCUUGUGCUUGAUUUUCCUCACUGGCACUUGACACCGUGCUCCUUCACAUCAGAGCGAGAGAGAGAGAGGGAGAGGGAGGCUUGGCGUUAGAGAUGGACAGAAUGUGAAGGAGCCAGAGAGAAACAGUCCGCGGCUGCAGCCUUACUCAUGUGAAUACCGAUUUGGCCACAGCUUACCUCUGGGAGGCCUGCAGCAAGCCAAUUACUGAGCCCCAGUCAGAAAGAGAGAAAGACAGAAACACAGAUUGACUGAAGCAAAUAAUACUUUUCAGCUCCAGCAGCGGCUUCACCUCCAAUUGCAGCCUGUUCUUCAUUUACCACUACAUCUAACAGCACCUGGCCCCUCACUCUUAAGUAUUUCUCACUUCUUUGCUUCCCUCCCAGCACCUUGAUUGCACAAAAGACUACAGGCUACAAGUGCGGCACCAGCAAGAGAGGAAGAAAGGGGGAUAAAAGCUUUCGCUAAAUAAUCCCAUUUAACUCUGAAAUGUGCACCGCUGCUUUUAUUCUUGACACACAGCGAGCAGGCCCAGUUCAAGCCGAGUGUGGGUUGAAUUGGCAAAUAGAGUAAGCAGAGAAGGAGAGAGACAUGUUUUGAAAUAAGGCUUGAAAGGCAGCCCACUCUGCAGCUUAGGGAAUCACUGAGUGUCUGCUGGGAGAUAUGGGGAGAAAGAGAGAGAGCGAUAGAGAGAGGAGAUGAAAGAGUGGAGUGGAGUCAAGGAGGUGGAGGGAGCAGGAGCUGGCAAGGUUGUGAAAGGUGCAUUUAAAGAGGGGGAGAAAAGGAGAAUAAAGGCAAAUGGGUCAAUGUAUAUAAAACUGCAGGUAGUGGGGAAAAGAGAUGAAGGGGGAGGGAAAAGAUGUAGCCCAUCUCGCACACAUCCACCCCUUAAAAAGAGGGGAGAGUGUAUGUGUGAAUUCCAGAGAAACAGCCUGCUGUGAAAUUCUCUUCAGCAGUUUCUCUCAGCUCAUUAGGAGUUAGGAAAGGUAAAAGUCCAGGCAUGUCCUAUUUCUUUUUUCCCCCUCCUCUUUCAUCUCUAUCUCUUUCCCUUUUAUCCCUCUUCCUACUCGCUUUCAAAUCUGCCGUCUUAUGGAGCUUCUCCGUUUGCGGGCAUCUAUGAUUACAUAUGCCUUUUCUGAGAUCUUCUGCAACAGCUGAAAUUGAUUGAAGUCCCUCAUCUAUCCAGUCAUGCUCUGAGAGGAUCUCUUCUGUGCAGCGGCGACCUCAUAUGUAUUUAACUGAUGUUUUGGUGUUUCCAGGUGAGGGGGAUCUGAAUGUCGUUGGAGAGGCCUGCCUGCCCUACCUAAGCUGCAGACAACCCAUCAGACUGCAAGAAGCCAGCCUUAGGUAAGCCUCAUCCAAAUCCACACUUGGUGUGUAUGGAACUGUGCAAUUCUGGGCCUUGUUCUUUUGUAUUAAUGUGCAUGUGAUAAGUUAUUCUCCCUGCCCCUCCACAUGUGUACGUGGAAUGCCAAAGUCUGAGGCAGGGAGAGCAGCAGCAAAGACCCUGCCUUAUUCCUUAAGAGGGUUUUGUUAUAUCAGUAGUUGGCUUAUGAGCAACAGAAAACAGGAGGCUGUUUUUAAAAUCUGUGAAAACUUCUCCAGGUUUACAGAGAUCAUUUACAAGCAGAGAACACAACAUCAAGACACAACACACCCAGUGUUUGUUAUAUUCAUGCCAAGAGGUGAUGUCUGAAGUUACAUCUCAUUGUGUGUUGUACUUUUCUGCAACCUUGAAAUGAACUAAUGAUGGUAGGAGCUUCAGACAUGCCUGAAUAAGACUUAGAGCUAGAUUUGAAAAGUCUGAAUGGAUCUUUUAAAGUUUAUUGACCUUUUUAUAUUAGGACUGUAAAUUCCUACUUAACUGGUGGACUUACUGGUCGAUACGUGCUGAGUUGACCAAAAUUCUGAUCGACCGCGUCAGUUUACAGUCUAUGGCUAAUUGCAACAGGAGGAACGUACCAAGUGCCAAAGGGGGUGUUUUCAGAGCACCCCUAUGUCACAGAUAACAGCCUGUCUCAGAACACCCCCUUGUUUUCAGCAUUUUUGAUUAGCCCAACCCACUGAAGACAGGAAGAUUGGAGAGCAUCCUAGGUUUGCUGAAUAUUUAUUUUUAUUUUGAGCGUUUCAACUUUCAUGUGAGUCCUCCUCUACCAUCCAUGAAGCAUAUUUUCAUCCCACCAAGCUGAGCACCGCCAAGCGCAUCUUUCCCCGCCACAGAAGGGUUUAUGCCCCCACUCCAUAUUAGUCGAUUUUUGGUCGAAAAUUUUUGUCAAGCAAGAAUUUCUUUGGUUGAUUACAGCUGUAAUUUAUUGGUACCAUACUGCUUUCAUCUGUCACAAAUUAUCAAUUAAUGUCAGUGCAAUAGCAUCAUUUUAACGCUCAUAUCAGUAACACAGACCCCACUUUUACCUUUGACCCCACCCUUUUAGGCAUACUGUCAGCUCAAAUUCCCGCUAAAAUGAAAAUGUUGUUUGUGGUCUCUUAAAAACAACAUGAUGUGAUGUUUCAUGACACAACAGCAAAAUCUACUUCAGCUUAAAUCAGACUGUCUUUUAGUAAGCUUUAAGUCAAACUGGGACAUGUCACAAGUUCUUAACGUCAUUAUUUCUUUACUAGGUUGCAGAAAAGUACAACGCACAAUAAGACGUAACUUCAGACAUCACUUCUUGGCAUGGAUAUAACAAACAUUACCUCAUAAUCUGUUUAUUUUCCGCAGCAGUGCUGAAUGUCGUCCACGUUGGCAUCGCCUUCUUAGUGAGUGAACAGUCUGCUGCUUUAGAUAAGUGCUGCAACUUUAGUCUCAUUUAAUCUGCCAAUUAUUUUCUCAAAUAAUCUGUUAAUCACUUGGUCUGUAAAAUGUGGAGAAUAGCUAAGUACCAAGGUUUUUAAACACCCCAUUGAUAUUCACUUCAUAACGCAGAGAAAAGGAAGCUGACAGCAGAGAAGGUGAAGAAAUCUUUGCUCGAUAUUUUAAAUUUAUUAACUAUAAACCUGAGCAAAAUAGCAAAACUCUAAAGGAAUAAACCCCAUAUUUUGUUUCUUUUUAAUUACCAAUCCAAAUAAGAAGCAAUUAAACCACUUCUCUCCCUACUCUUUAGAAAAGGACAACUCAGACCACUCCAGUCCUCUUAAAAACAAAGUCGUUAAGUCUACCAAUCUGGAGGUUUUUGACUUUUUAGAUUAAGUUUCUGUCCCAUAGGUACAAACUAUUGGGUGUCCCACCAGCAAAAGCAUACUCAUUUUAUUACUCUCCUUACUGCGCCAUGAACCAUAAUCCAAUGACAAGAACUAAUUUCCCCACCUGAAGUUGAUCUUUUUUUGCAUGUCUCUGAUGUUACACAUAGUCAGGCAACCUUUAAAAGACUCGCAAAUAAUCUACAAAUGAAUUAAAAUAAUAGAUAAAUUGGUCAGAUUAUCAUAUGUUCAGAUGUCUGUGUAGACUAUCUAAACAGUGUCACACAGGAGCUGCUUUCAUAAAUGCAUUUUUGGGAAUUUUUUAAAGAAAACUGAAGGAGCUUUUGCCCAGAAAUUGACCUGACUUUACUGUGUACAUGUGCCUCCAUAGAGCAUGACGUCUUCCAAAUUUAACAGGAAUGGACGUGUGUUUGUACAUGUGGGAUUACAGGAAGCCUGAGAUGACGUCAUAGAUGCAGCAGUGUCACCGUGCAAUGUUUGACAAAGUUACUGAAGAUUAGACCAGUUGAUCAUUAGAUUUUUGUAUUCCUUAUUCUCGCCCCCAUUAGUGCCUAAAAACUGAAAAAAUAGCACACAUUUACAUAGUGCUGGGCGAUUGGACGAUAGAUAUCGUGGGCACGAUAGAAAAUGUCUAUCGUGCCAUUUUUAUUUUUAUCGUUUCGGGCGAUAGGCUGUAUUUUAUCCAUAGGGCUUGUGCCAUCAGAUGAUUCAUAGUAACAACAACAAUAAUUGCACAUUCAGUAAGUGUAUUUAGUGUCAAACGGGAAAGAAAACAAUAUUUCCUUACAAAGAAAAGGAUGCGUUGACAUGUAGGCUCGCAUUUCUCUUUCGAUUUUGCGACAUGACACCGCUUUACGUGCCCUCUUUGUGUCCAGCGUCUCCCGCCGUUGCGGGUUACCUGGGUUACACACGUGAGGGGAUCAUUGUAAGCAGUGCUUAGUUUGUGCCGGAGCAAGUCGGAGCGCGAUCCGGGACCUCUUUUGAUCGGAUCCGGGACCUAUUUCAGCCGCUCCGGCACCUGUUUUAUGUGCUCCGGGACCUUCCCUGUAGAGGAUGACAUUUUUCGGGGAUUCCCCGUGGGUCACGUGAUUCCCGCGGGAUGGGAGUCAUUUUUUAAUUAAUCCCUUGAUCGGGACAGGACGGGAAAAAAAGCAACGGGAGUGGGCAGGAGCGGGAACAUUAAAAGAUGAUCAUUUUCAGCCGUGUUUAACAACCAGAUGAACAGGUGCGUCCAUUUUUGUAGUCAUCUCUCAGUGAGAGCUAACACUCCUCACCGCGCUAGCAACACAAAAGAACUACAACAGUGGUUUGACUUCCUGUCAGCUGGGAGCGCGGCUGCGCAUUUCUACCCUUCAAGCCAGCAGCGAGGAAACGUAAUUUUGUGACAUUCUGUAGUUUUUCAAUCAUUUCUGGAGUCGUGGCGAAUCAAAUCACCUUACCUGUCUGCCCCUGAUAGGCGAAUAAAGCGCUCGGAUUCAUGCUCGGGUCUUCCCACGUGCUUCAAGAGUAAAGUAAACAAUGAUGGAGGCAUAGAGCAGCUUUGGAGGAGAAACAUCUAGAAGUGUGAACAACCUCUUCAAAAGAGCCCUAAAGACCUACCUUUUUAAUGAAGUCUUUGGUUAGUUUUCCUCUAUGCUUUUACUACCUUGCCUCUUACAUUGCAACUCUAUAUUUUUUAUUUUUUUUAUUUUUUUUUUUAUGCCAAUCUGUGACUGUCAUUCUAUUGCUUUUUUUUUAUUGUUGCUGCUCUUUUUUUACUGUGUACUGUAGCACUUUGAGAUUUUUUGUAAAUGUAAAGUGCAUUACAAAUUAAAUUUAUUAUUAUUAUUAUUAUUAUUAUUAUUAUGGAGUGCUUUGGCUCACACUCGGCGUUUUCUGUGAGUGUUGCAUAACUUUGGGUGAGCACAGACAUGAACGCACUUCAGCCACAUAUUUAUUUAUUCAUUUUUCUAGUUUUAAGUGCUGGUCUUGUACAGGUACUAGUGCAGCUGUAUACACUUAAAUUUUUCAUAGAACUGAAAGCAUACCAUAGCUAUAUCGUGAUAUAUAUCGUUAUCGUGAUAUAAAAUGAUCCAUAUCGUGAUAUACAUUUUUUUCCAUAUCGCCCAGCACUACAUUUACAGCCUCUGUUGCUUAUUUGUGCUGCAGUAGCAAGCAGCAGAAGUCUGCAGAAAACUGGCUGCAAGAAGAGACCAAAAUUUAAGUGCCUUACUGAGUCUACAAAUCUCUGAAAUUCGAAACUGGUUCCAAGUAGGAACUGGUUUUUAAGAACCAAGCCUCGCUUCAAGGUGUAAACAGCCAACCUUCUCGCCAGUGCUGGUUUAUUCUGUUGGUUUCUGACAUACAAAGAGAUGAAUACUUCAAGGUUACCUGAAACCUUGAAAAUGGUUGUAAAGUCAUUUUACCUGCUGAGCAGUGUUAGACUAUUCCUAAACACAUGCAACAAUGUGGAUUUAUGAUCUGUUUAAGCUGUAGCCUCAGGAAAUCGGGCUUUACAACUGUACAGUUUUACACUGAUUAGCGGGAUAUCAUAAAUCCAACUUCCAGUCUUUAUUUCCUUCAAAUUUAUUUCUCUUGUACUGGCUUCAAAUAAAAAUUCAAUAUAAAUUUUUUUGCAUCAGACUAGCUGUCCUCUCACCUCUGAGCAUGGUCAUUCAGGACAGUUUUGAGUUUCCUCAGGAAGGAGAGGUGUGAAUAAAGUAGCUCUGAUUGAUCAAACCUGGCUCUUCAGUGCUGAGCUCACAGUCAGACUGUAGGAGUGCACCCUAAAACCAGAAAAAUCUGCUGUGUUCUGCUAAGUCCGUCACUUUGGAUUACAGGAGUGUUUCUCCAUAGUAUAAAUAUUACACACAUUAGCAAAAUACAGCCGUGAGCUAAUCCUCUCUCCUAAACCCCUCUCCUCAGCGUUUUCAGACACUUAAUCCAGGUGGAUCCGGACACUUUCUGGUUUACUCUGAAUGAGCUGCACUGCCCGUCCUCCUACACGCCGCCUCACCCUGACCUCCAGCCGGUCCGGCUGAGCGGGAUGGGCCGACCAAGAGACGAGUUUUCGGGUAACGUGCUGAAACUGCUGCAGGAGGAGUUUGGCUCGGUCUCUGAGACCAUCAACCAGCCGGGCAGCUAAUGAGGCAGUGAUUGAUGUGACUGAGUGAUCUUUCAAACAGGCGGCUCGCCACCGACUCCGGCAAGUCAAUUAACUGAAGGAAAAUCUGACGAUUGUGCCAAACAGCAGCCAUCAGAUACGGUGUGUGAUAACCUUCAUGGUGCGCACAGUUCUGAUAAGCAGCCCGGCACAAAGGGAACAUGUCAAUGAAGCAUGUCUGCUGCUGUUCGCUCUCCUGCUGCAGGUGUUUGAACUUCAGACGGCUCUUUUAAAUGAGGAGACAUGCAGUGACAGAGCUGAUCUUUUUAUUUAACCUGACAGAUCUGAUGGAGAGGUGCCUUUUUCUGUGUUGUGUUGAUCUUAAUGUUAUGUUUUAUUUUCUGAAAAGAUUUAUAUUCAGCACUCAGUUCAAGGUAAAUCUGUGAAAAUAAAAACUUUAAACAGAAUAUCCUGGAUGAAGGGAUUGUUCCUCACCUUUGGACAUUUAUUAAACAACUAAAACACAACAUGA
Molecule: messenger RNA, 26560 nt
Organism: Xyrichtys novacula (pearly razorfish)
Lineage: Eukaryota; Metazoa; Chordata; Actinopteri; Labriformes; Labridae
Source: the annotation of a GenBank genome assembly